Molecule: messenger RNA, 1194 nt
Organism: Stegodyphus dumicola
Lineage: Eukaryota; Metazoa; Arthropoda; Arachnida; Araneae; Eresidae
Source: RefSeq, a predicted model, not a curated record
UCAAGUAUAUAGAGGGAAAGACGCUGUCAACCACUUUCUAGCAUCUUUAUUGGAAGAAGAAAGGGGCAUCUUUGAAAUUUUGAAAACUGUAGAGCCCAUGAUUUUCACCCAAGAAAAUCAAUGGGCCUACGAAUCUGCCUCUGAAUGUCAUAUCUGUGAGAAGCCAUUGAAUGGAGAUAAGGUAAGUAUUAUUCGAAUAUUAUAACUUCAUUCAGUAAUAUGCAUUAUAAUAAUGUGUUUUUAAAACAAAUUUUUCAUUUUUUAGGUGCGGGACCAUUGCCAUCUUUCAGGAGUCUACAGAGGAGCAGCUCAUAAUGGAUGCAACAUCAAUUUCAAAUUUGCAAAUUUUCUACCCGUGGUCUUUCAUAAUCUGAAGGGAUAUGAUUCUCACCUCCUGAUGCAAGCGGUGGGAAAAUUCAAGGACGAAGAGAUUAAGUGUAUUCCGCAGAAUUCAGAAAAAUUCAUCUCUGUUUCUUUGGGUCGUCUACGCUUCAUCGAUUCUCUACAAUUUCUGAAUGCUUCUUUAGAAAAGCUCGCGGCUAAUUUGGAACCCCAACAAUUUCAACUCACAAGAACCUAUUUUCGGGAAAAAACAGAUCUGAUGCUUCGAAAAGGUGUCUACCCUUAUGAGUACUUAGAUUCGUUUGAGCGAUUUGAUGAGCCGCACCUUCCACCUCUCUCUGCCUUCUACAGCCAUUUAACAGAGAGUGAUAUCAACGAUGAGGAUUACCAACAUGCGAACAGAGUCUGGGAAGAUUUCGGAUUACGUCAUCUAGGAGACUACCACGACCUCUAUGUAAAAAGUGAUGUUUUGCUUCUGGCGGAUAUUUUUCAAAACUUCAGACGACUAUGUCUUGAUUUUUACAAACUGGAUCCGGCACAUGUUUACACAGCACCUGGUCUGGCCUGGCAAGCUGCUCUACGCAUGACCGACGUCCAACUGGAGUUACUCACCGAUCCUGAUAUGUAUCUCUUUAUAGAAAAGGGCAUUCGAGGUGGCAUCGCUAUGAUUUCACAUCGCUUCAGCCAAGCCAAUAAUAAAUAUAUGGAAAAUUAUGACCCAACGAAGCCAUCAUCUUAUAUUAUGUAUUUGGAUGCCAAUAACCUUUACGGGUAAGUAUCCUUUCCAAAUGUUUAGAUAUAAUAUUUUCUCUAUUAUUUACUUGUGAUAUUCAUUAUUUUUAUUCUAUCUUU